Molecule: messenger RNA, 925 nt
Organism: Dendrobium catenatum
Lineage: Eukaryota; Viridiplantae; Streptophyta; Magnoliopsida; Asparagales; Orchidaceae
Product: calmodulin
Exons: 4
Coding region: 133-675 (180 amino acids)
Molecular function (GO): enzyme regulator activity; calcium ion binding
Source: RefSeq, a predicted model, not a curated record
AGGACCGCAUCAGAUGCUGCGGGAGCUCGCUGCUGUAAGGCUGGGCCGCACAUUCUCCUGUUGAGUGCUCGUUAAGUUUUUUCGUUUCCGCGCUUUCCUUCGUUCCUCUCUCUCUCGGCGAGGUUUGUUGCUAUGGCGGAUCAGCUGACGGACGAUCAGAUCUCCGAGUUCAAGGAGGCCUUCAGCCUCUUCGACAAGGAUGGAGAUGGUUGCAUCACAACUAAGGAGCUGGGAACUGUUAUGAGAUCACUGGGUCAAAACCCCACUGAAGCUGAACUGCAGGACAUGAUCAAUGAGGUUGAUGCUGAUGGUAAUGGAACCAUUGAUUUCCCAGAGUUCCUUAACCUUAUGGCUCGCAAGAUGAAAGACACCGAUUCCGAGGAGGAGCUCAGAGAAGCUUUUCGAGUCUUCGACAAAGACCAGAAUGGUUUCAUCUCCGCUGCUGAGCUCCGCCAUGUGAUGACCAAUCUUGGCGAGAAACUCACUGAUGAGGAGGUUGAUGAGAUGAUCCGUGAGGCUGAUGUCGAUGGCGACGGCCAAAUAAACUACGAUGAGUUCGUCAAGGUUAUGAUGGCCAAGAGGCAGUUGAAGGCAAACAUGGCAAGAUCGCCGGUUAGUAGCCCACGCACUCCUAACAAGCUUAAGAAGUGUUGCAGCAACUGUACCAUCUUAUGAGCAACCAAUCUUAAGCGGUUUUAGCAAUUGGAAUAACUGAAAUAUAGUCGGAGGAAAGCAAUGGAUGUCUUAGUACUUGACGACAGAUAUAGCCAAUCUGUACUGUAUAGGAAUUAAGAGUGUAAAUAAGUUGAUGAGCUGAAGGAGUGUUGCCCUCCUUAAGCUUUCUUUGCAUUAGUUACAAAGCCUAACUGGGCUCAAUGGAAUUUUGUAUCAUGAAAUGAAAUUUUAUAUAGUUCAUUUGUGGAAA